AUUGGCAUGUUCCCACCAGCCAGAAAAUCGGAAGUGUCCCGCAAUCAUGUCCCAGCCAGACACAUCUUCCUUCAAGGUCCCGUCGGCGCCCGCUUCUACACGCUCCGCCAGCUUGAAAUUCCCUGUCGGCUUGCAGAACCUCGAUCGUUUCCGCGCACCAAACGAACCCAGUCCCCCACAUACACCACCAAUCGCCGCCAAUGCGAGCUUAUUCAACCCGUACAGCCAGCCCAGGAACAAGAAAACAGCGUUGGAAGAGUCUGUGGUUCGCUCCUCGCAGGAAAACAGUGGAGCUUCGCCGCGCCCUGGGAUGAACAGCAUGGAAGUUGUUAGUCAAGCCAAAAGAUCGAGGUCGUGGAGCGCUCAGGACGUGGGCAGUAAGAGGGUCCGACAUGGACUUGAGCCCCCUGCGCCUAUAAGGCCACACGUGGCUACGCCUACCCAAACGAAGAACCGGACCCAGUCAUUUGGCCUACCAGCCUUGAUGAUCGAUGAAGGGGGCAUGCAUACUUCGCCCAUGAUGGCAUCGAAUGCCGACUCUUGGUUCUCCCCGCCUCAUGAAAGCCGGGCUCGUGCAGUUCAGAUUAUGGCUGAACCACCACUUCCCGGUAAACUGAUUUGCGAUCUGCAAAACAUGGGCUUUCCUUACAAUUUUUAUGGGUCUCUUACCUAUUCACUUGCUAAGGCGACAGCGUGCACUACCGCGAAUCGAGGAGAGCCAGCGUCGAAGUCGUAAUUGGAGGUUGUGAGGAGUGGCUGUGGCUCUGCACCUACUCCGCUUAUCGCUUGCAUCCUAAAGUUGCCAUGAUCUCUUACGCAUAUCUCCUCGCAGAUAACUUGCCAGACGAAGAGCACCUCAGCUACGUUCACGAGGAUACUCAACCUCAUGAUUCCCACGCGGUACAUUCGCGUCGUCAACAUCUCCCUCACACCGGAGACGAGCCGUCUAGUAACCAGCAAUCAUCUUACCAGCAAUCGUCUCUUACCUUCGCCGAAAUGGGAGCGACACAGAAUUCCAUGGGCGAC
This is a messenger RNA of Fimicolochytrium jonesii, 1026 nucleotides long. RefSeq lists its product as uncharacterized. The record is from RefSeq and is a predicted model, not a curated record. NCBI's taxonomy places the organism in Eukaryota, Fungi, Chytridiomycota, Chytridiomycetes, Spizellomycetales, Powellomycetaceae. The transcript is spliced from 2 exons. The coding region runs from base 47 to 736 and encodes 229 amino acids.